CGCUCAGGAUCGAUUACUAGAGUCUGUUCAGCGGCUUAUGGCGGUGUUGUGACAAGAUAGGAGCGCGUAGUAAUUUGUUUUCCACACUACAUUCAUCCAGAAGUGAGCAUGGGUCGUCACUCUUCAGACAGUGAUGACAACAGGAGGAGCAGGAGGAAGAGGAGGCACAGACAGAGAUCUUCCUCCUCCAGCAGCUCCUCUGGGAGCAGAGUGACCAGCCGCAGCAAACACUCCAGAGAGGGAACCAGAGAAACAAACAGGAGGCGCAGGCAUCGCUCUAGCAGUAGCUCCACCAAAGACUUGAGCCACAGGAGGCGGAGCCAUAGCAGAGACAGGGGAGGGCGCAGCCAUAGGUCCCAUAGAUCUCCCAGUCGAAGUAGAAGGUCUCACUCCCGUCACCGGAGGUCUCGGAGUCACAGCAGAAACAGGGACCACAGCCAGCGCAAAACUAGAGAAAAGGACAGGACACGAGACAAAAAUAGGGACAAAGGCAGAGAAGCCGAAAAAGUCAAAGAAAAGGAGAAACAUAGGGACAAAGGAAGCAACAAAGCUGGAUUAGAACAUCUGACACCUGCGGAACAUGCCAAAUCACGACUCCAGCUUGUACUUCAAGCGGCAGCAAAAGCCGACGAAGUACUGAAAGCAAAGGAAAAGGUGGACGAGCAAAAUAAAAUAAAAGAGGAAGUAGAGGAAGUCACUCUGGCGGAGCAGGUGAGGAGAAUAAAGAACAUCGAGGCCAUCGAGAGCGACUCUUUUGUUCCUCAGGCUUUCAAAUCAUCUCGGGAUACCGUCAAGGCGGCUGAGACGUCAGAGAUAAAGAGCGAGUCAGAGACUGCCGCUGUGAAAGAAACCACCUCUCUGCCCACUUCCAUCACAUACAAUGACAGCGACGGCCUGGCUCACCCCAGUUUAUUCUUGGAUAAAGAGCAGGCAGAGAAGAUGUGGGUGAGCAGACUUAUUUCUCUUCGUCACGAGAGACUCAUGGGAAGUCCGGUACCCUGAUGACGCCCCACAACCGCUGUUAACGCAGUAUAAACAUAAUUAUUGGAUCUAUUGUAAUGCUAUCAGACUUUUCCUGUUUUAUGAAUCUGUUCUUUUAACAUCAAACACAUUUUAGUGACCGGCUGUUGCUUUCUAACUUCACACUGUUCUUAGGAUUUGGUUUCUCUUCUGUCCCAAUUCUGUAUGCUGGAACUUAGAAUAAAGUGCAACUGCACCACCUGGUGGUUUAAGUGGGAAAUAUGUACAUAACCUCAAGUGUGUCAAUGGAUAUUCAUUGAUAAGUCCUGUUCAGCUGUGGGUGUUAUGCUUUCCUAAUUUUUCUUUUUUUCUUUAUUAAAAUACAUCAAUACAGUA
This is a messenger RNA of Triplophysa dalaica, 1356 nucleotides long. It is a transcript of the gene rsrc1, whose product is annotated as arginine/serine-rich coiled-coil 1. NCBI's taxonomy places the organism in Eukaryota, Metazoa, Chordata, Actinopteri, Cypriniformes, Nemacheilidae. Gene Ontology annotation, biological process: alternative mRNA splicing, via spliceosome. Bases 109 to 1002 code for a protein of 297 amino acids. Gene Ontology annotation, cellular component: nucleus; cytoplasm. The record is from RefSeq and is a predicted model, not a curated record. The transcript is spliced from 10 exons.